GGGCUGGGUGGUUUGUUGGUUGUUUGCAUUUAGCCGGUAGUUGGCUGGUUAGUUAGUGAUUGGCUAUAAUUCUUUUACUCUCACGUUUGUUGAUACCUCCUGUCUAUAUGUUGUUGUCAUAUAUUUCUUGAUCCCUUUUGAAAACAAUAGGCUGUCGUAGUCCAUCUUUAUGUUGGCUCUUACAAGCACAACUCGUAUUGUCUUGGUUUUGAUUGAUUAUCCCCCCUCAUAGUUCUCCAAUUCCUUGCAAUUGUAAUAUAGAUGUUUACAUGACUAAAACUCUUAGUUGUGCAAGAAAUUGGAGGGAGUAAAGUUUGUUGGGGGAUUGGUACCCGAUUUAUAUUUUUGCAUCAGGCAUGAUCUUUUCUUUGACAAACAACUCUCUGGAUGUCCAUUGUCUGUGGGGGGUCAUUGGUCUUAAUCAAUGUGCAUAUUUUGUUCCUGCUCUUGGUUGUGUCGUUUUGCAUCUUGGACUGAACCGUAGGUGUUGAUGAGGGUGAGGACUAGUUUCAUUACUCCUUUCCUUCCUUUCUACUACAAAAGUUCUAAGUUAUUAUUAAUACAUGUUGGUGAAUAUGGGUUUAGACCAGGCAAGGUAAACUGUAGGAGGAAGAAUCUCUUUGAGUUCCAACUAGUGCAUAAUUUCCUGUUAAUGGACUAAUUGUCAAAACAAUCAACUUAACCCGACCGGCUCUGACAUAGUCGGUAAAGCAGUCUAGGUUCCUACAUUUUUGUCUGUUUCCCUGAUAAUAUUGUAUUUAUGCUUCUAUUACUUGGUGUUUAAUAUUCUGUACAUUUACAUUUUUCUUCAUAAGCAGAGCUAUUUGGCUUAUCUAUUCAUUAAAUUAAAUUUAAACGCUUGUAAUUUUGUUGGUCUUAGAUUCUUUAUGUUUAGUUUCGACUAAAUGUUAGGUUGAACAAGUUAGUUGAGUGAUGAAAUGUGCCUUGAAAAAAAGAGAUGACAGGUGCCAAGUCAUAAUUGGGAGAGGAUUCUGGUGUAAAAUUAUGACAUUGGAGGCUUGUACUGUUGUAUAUAUACACUUUGAGGAACUUAGCCAACAAUAUGGACCAGGUUCAUUUUUUUGCAGCCAAAGAUUCCUUUGCUUAUAUGCAAAAGAUCUCCGUGUUUCUGUCUACAGAGUACAAUAAUUCUCCAUUUCUUUACCAUUAUUGGAGAUUCAAUAAACCUUUUUUUUUUCACAAAAAAGAAGAAGAAAAGGAUGGAGAAAGGGAAGAUUUGUACAGGAAAAAUAGAGGAUCAAUUCCAUGUUAUACACAAGGUUCCUGCUGGGGAUGGUCCUUAUGGUCGAGCUAAGCAUGCUCAGUUAGUAGAGAAAGACCCAGAAGCAGCAAUAAUUUGGUUCUGGAAGGCCAUAAAUGCAAGGGACAGAGUAGAUAGUGCUCUCAAGGACAUGGCAGUGGUGAUGAAGCAAGUAGAUAGAACUGAAGAAGCCAUUGAAGCUGUCAAGUCCUUUAGAAGCCUUUGCUCCAAGCAAGCUCAAGAUUCACUAGACAAUGUCCUCCUUGACUUGUACAAGAAAAGUGGGAAAGUAGACGAGCAAAUAGAGUUGAUAAAGAGAAAGCUGAGGUUGAUAUACCAAGGAGAGGCCUUCAAUGGAAAACCCACAAGGACUGCUCGCUCUCAUGGCAAGAAAUUUCAAGUUUCUGUUAAGCAAGAAACGGCAAGAUUGCUGGGAAACCUGGGCUGGGCCUACAUGAAGAAAUCAAACUACGUUGCAGCUGAGGUAGUUUACAAGAAGGCCCAGAUGGUUGAUCCUGACGCAAACAAGGCCUGUAACUUGGGUCUUUGUUUGAUCAAGCAGGCCCGUUAUGAUGAGGCCCGUUCGAUUCUCCUACAUGUAUUGCAAGGCUAUCUUCCGGGCUCUGAUGAAUGUAGAACAACAAAACGGGCCGAAGAAUUGCUUAUGGAGGCGGAACCAAGGCGGCCCAAUCUUGAGGAGUUGGACCCUUUGAGCCUCAGCUUGGACGAUGAUUUUGUAAAUGGGCUUGAAGAGUUGAUGAAGGAAUGGGCCCCGUCCAGAUCAAAAAGGCUUCCCAUAUUUGAAGAGAUAGAAGGGUUCAGAGACCAGUUGACUUGUUAAUAUCAGUAAAUCUUUUUUUUUCUUUUCCCCUCAACUUGUGAAUAUGUUUGUUUGUGUGGUUGGUUGUAUUGUGUGGAAUGGAUUACACAAGCUAAUCCAUCAAUAAUAUCAAAUUUUCAAUAAGAAUUCUGCUUUUGUAAUUGGUUAUAACUACUUAUUUUGAGGCAUUAUAAUUACUCUACUCCUC
Molecule: messenger RNA, 2289 nt
Organism: Tripterygium wilfordii
Lineage: Eukaryota; Viridiplantae; Streptophyta; Magnoliopsida; Celastrales; Celastraceae
Product: protein SULFUR DEFICIENCY-INDUCED 1-like
Exons: 4
Coding region: 1221-2102 (293 amino acids)
Molecular function (GO): protein binding
Source: RefSeq, a predicted model, not a curated record